UGAAUCGUAGCCUGAAAAAUCAGGAAAAAGUGUGCAUUGUUCAGAACGAAAAUAGCGGCCAAAGCGCGAGGCCAUGAGCCAGAACCAGCAUGGACAUACCGGAAACUGUAUCUGUGCGCAAGUUUCGCGAAUUUACGGCGCGCCAGAAGCAGGAGCUGUACGAGACGCUACUGGAGUUGGCCGAGACGCUCGAGGAGCUGCCCCGAAAGUCCUUACGCAAGACACUAGAAUUGACGCUGGCCGUGCUGGAGUACAAGGGCGAGCAGGCGGCCCAACUACUAGAACAGGGUGGCAGUGGCGGACGGCUGCAGGGCGAGAACGAGAAGCUCAAGCGAAUGCUUCAGAGGCUGGAGGAUGAGCGCGAUGGUUUGAAAAGUAAAACAAAGGAGUUGGGGGAAGAGAUCAGGCAGCUAGAGCUGCGCCUCAGGGAGGCUGCCCAGCAAGCAGAGGCAAGCGACAAGGACUCGUCCGAUCCGCUUUCCGAGCUGGACAAACAGGACACGCUGCUGCAGAACAUCGACACCAAGAAUAAGCACAUCAAGCGGCUGCUAAAAGAGAUUGAGACGCUUCAGAACCAGAACAUUAGUCAAUCCAAAACGAUAGUCGUCCAGGAGCGUGAGCUGCAGAGCAUCAAGACCAAUCUUCUGCAGCUGAGCGAGGACAUCACGGAGGUGGAGCAGGAGCGCAAAUCGCUCAGGGAAAAGGAGCAACAGCAGUGCCUGGAAAUCACACGACUCGAGGGCAAUGUCACCUUUCUCGAAGUGGAGCGCGAGAAGCAUGAGAGUGAGAUGCGUGAGUUCCUCGAAAAGUACGAGACCCAGUGCCUCAGCUGGAAGAAAGCCCUGCACGACAAGGAAAAAGAGGUGGAACGACUAACAAAACAGUUGGCCACGGGCAGGAACACUCUAGCUGCCAGCACAAAGAUUAGCCACAGCAAACAGGAUGAGGAGAAAAUGCAGUUGCGAAACAUCCUCGAGACCCGCGAGAAGCACAUUGAAAAGCUAGAAGCAAGGCUCAAGUCCAUGGCCGAAGAAAUGAUUAGCUCUACGAAGGUGAUGAAGAAGCUUACCGAAGAACGAGAACGCUUUCAAAAUCCGGAACAGCCGCGUGCCUGCUGCCAGAUGAUCGAGGAACGCCUCGCGGUGACGCAAGCCCGUGUCCAACAGCUCUCCGAGAUGCUGGACGCCUCCGAGCAGGAUAAUGUGGUGAAGGCCAAGCAGGCAAUGCAUGCUCUGAGUGCUCUCGAAUCGUACAAGCGUGAAGAGGAUGGCCUCUUGCCGGCGCUGCGUCGCAGCGCGAGCCUCGAACAGAAGCUGGCGGAGCGCGAAAAGCAGCUGCGAAGCUAUGUCCAGGAGCUCAAUUCCCUCAACGAAGUGUUGCAGGAAAACGCGCUGUUGCGUCGCCGACUGAACAUUCCCGAAGACGUGGUGGUUCUGGCCAAGAAUACGCGCGCCAAGCAGCGCAACAAGGACAAGCAGAUCGAAAGACUGAUGCUGAAGCUGCGUACCUCAGAAGAACUGCGUCUGCAGCUGAAGCUAGAAAAGAGCGAACUACGGCGAAAGCUAUUGGAACUAAAUCGCGGAGAGCCCCUUGUGUUGGAUGAUGUUCUGCGACAGGUCAGUGAGGUGGGGGAACUGCCCUCCAGUACGCCCCUGGAAAAAUCCCCACGACGCGGACAGGGAGACUGUGCAGCCAGCACAGAGAUGCAGAGCAGAUACGAUGAAGUCCUGGCCGAAAACGAAACGCUGCGCAUGGGAAUGUACGAGAUCUUGGAGAAGCUGCGCGAGUACGAUGCCACUUCCGAGCACAUUACCAUAGAUUCAGAGCUGCUACGACGACUCAUCGAAGCUUUGCCCAGUGGCAUUUCCACGCCCCAACGUCUACAGGGGCAGCUGUUGGAGCUAAAGGCACGCGAAGAGGCUUUACGUCAGUUGCUCCUGCAGCAAAAUGGCAGCGACUCGGAGACGGGAGAGCUCUCCUCUGUCCAAAGUUUAUGCGAUGUCCCAGAGAUGCCAGAGGAGGAGCAUCAGGAGGAGCAUCAGGAGGAGCAUCCGAAGGAGCAGGACGAGGCUCUUCCAGCUAUCAACACUGCCACACGUCCUAGCACGCCCACUGAAACAACCAUUGGACUCCAACGCCCCAUCAUCACGAAUAUGGAAGAGGCUCCCAAGUCAGAGCAGCUGCUGGAACUUUCCCUCCUGCGAAAGCAUUAUGAAGAGCUGCGUCUGCACAUGAGCGCCGAUGGCAACCAGCUGCUGAACCACAAUCAGCAACUGCACGAGCAAGUGCUCAGCUUAGAGCUGCAACUGGAGAAGAAUAGCAGUUCCUAUGGUUAUAUGCGGCAGGAAUAUGAUCAAUUACUCACCGAAUCCCGGCGCCAGGAGCUGCGCUUUAUCGAAGAUAAGUCCGUGCUGAUGCGGCAACAGAAGCAAACACAGGCCGAGUUAUCCGCCGCUCGGGAUCAAUUGGAAGAUGUACAUCGCCGGCACUUGUACACAGCCGAGGAACACCAGCAGCUGGAGCAACGGAAUGCCAUCUUGUGUAUGCAGCUGGGCCAGGCCACGGAGCAGCUCCUGGGCGAACUGAAACUGCCAGACAUCUGUGCCGAGUAUGGCAUUAUUGGGGACAACUAUCAACUGGACUACGUGACAGCCAAGGAGUACGAACAGCAGCGGCAGGAACUGGCCUCCUGGCGAGGAAAGCAAGCGGAAUUGCAGCGGGAGACAAAGCAACUGGAAGGUCUCCUAUCAGUGGCCAAUGGGCAAAUACAUUCGCAGCAAAAGCUUCUGAAUGAUAUCACCGACAAUCACAUCAGUCUGCGGCAUUUGGUGGCCGAUCUCCAGAGCAGCUCUAAUGAGAAGCUAAUGCUGGCCAAAGUCCAACGAGAUUUAGAUAGUGUCAAAGCAGAGGUCUCCCGCUUGGAGGCGGAGCGGGAACAAAUCCAGCUAAAGGCAGACGGUCUGCAAUCCCAACUGGAGGCCACUGAGCGUUCGAUGGCGCAGGCACAACAGGACUUCCAGCUAGAGCUCAGCAAUAGUGAAAUCAAACAAAAAUUCCUACAGCAUUCGCUGUUUGCACUGAAAGAGAAAUAUGCCAAAUUUACACCAUUGAUCUUCCUCACCAACUUUGUGUUCGCCUACCAUAAGUUCCAGCAGCGUUUGGUGGAGCACCAGCAGCAGCAGAAGGCAGACCACUCGGCAGCUAUCCGAGAAGCCCUGGAGUUAGUACAAUCAAAGGUUACGCCCCAGGAGGAUAGCUCCAAGCAGUUGAUCAAGCUUAUCAAGUCUGAAACUCAAUCGAGAUUGCUGGAGCAGCGAUGCGAGAGCCUGCAAACGAAGCUGGAGGAGGUCCAGCGGGAGCUGUCCGAGCUGAGGGUGCGACAAUCUACAGAUUCGGAGCACUGGCAGACCAUACACGCUCUGUUCGGUGAACAGGGCACUGGAGAGACGACUCCCUGUGCCACAGUGGAGGCUGCCACCAAUACGGGGACAGCGGAUCCAGCCACCAAUACGGAGGCAGAGGUGGCUCCUGUUCCGGCCAUGCGAAGAGCAGCCCAACUGAUAGAUAGGCAAUCCUCGCCCAUUGGCUCGCCCCGCAGACGCCAUCCUCACUCGGACACGUCCACCCAAACGCAGGAGCCUGUAAAGCUGCUGGAGACUGCAGUCCAGACGAAUGCCAUCCGCACGCAGCAGCAUCAAGCGGUUCAAACAUCAGGGGGGAGCAGAAGGGGCUCUCGUCAGGAUCUGCAGCAAAUGCAAGCAUCACUCCUGGAGGCUAACGAACGCUGCGAGCUACUGCGUAAGCAAUUGGAGGCAUCUAAGGCGGAGAGCCGCGAGCCCGAGAGUCCUCACAGCGGUGUCGUUGAAAAGACUAUACUUUCCUUCCACACACUACUCCUGGAAAAGGAUAAGUCUAUACAGAAGUUCCAGGAUCUACUGCAAACUGAACGGGAACAGAGCCAGCAGUUGACAGACAAACAGACAGACGAAAACGAAUCCCUCAGGGCCGCAGUAAACAAUCUGAACUGUAACAUCAAGACAAAGGAUGUGGAGAUCAUGGAGCUGCGAAACAAGCUGGAGCAGCGACCUAAGCAGCCAGUGGCAGUAGACUCCGCGAGUGCAGAGCCAUCGGUCCAUGACCUCACCGACGAGAAGAUCGAAGAAAUGUUCGAGGACAGCAGCUCCCCAGAGCGGCCUGCGGAGGAGGAAGCGGAGGAGGAAGCGGAGGAGGAAGCGCAGGAGGAAGCGCAGGAGGAACCAGAAGGAGAGCAGGAGAAGCAGGACACAGAAGAGCUCAAGGAACUGCCAACGCUGCAUAAGCAGAUCAAGGAGCUAAAGGAAAAGCUGGAACACAUCAAAAAAAGCCUGAAAGCAAAGGAAGUGGAAGUGAAAAAAUUAAAGGACAAGUUAAAAGUCGUGAAGAAACACGAAAAGGCCUUGGAGAGAAAAAAUCCCGAACUAGAUCAAUUACGCGGCUUCAUAGUGGAGAAAGAUAGGCAUAUAAAGGAGCUACUGGAAACAAUGCAAAACUUCCAUGAAGAUCAGCAGAGGUACCUCAAGGACAGUUCCCACUACUCGGAGGAGCAGAUGGGGAAGCUGUCUGCCGAUCUCAGUCGGACAAAGGCCACCAACAAGAUCUACCACACGCAAGUGGAGGCCCUGCGCCGACAGUUGACGGUUAUCACACAGCGCGAGAAGCAGGCCCGAGAACUCACACAGUCGCUGCGCCAGCAACUAGUCAAGCGGCCCGUGGUCUCCAUUAAGACGGAGCUCAAUGCGCGAGUGAAGAACGAGAACCAGCAAAAGCGCAUCCAGCAGCUGGAGGCGGAGCUGGACGAUACUCGCGACCAAAUGCAGCGCCAGCAAAAGAUUCUAGAAACGCAGCGUUCGCGCAGCGCAAAUGAGGUGGGUCUCUGGGAGAAGCAAAAGCGCUGGCAGCAGCAGGCCGACAAGUACAAGGCCAAGCUGGAAGAAACGGAGAUGGCGUUGGAAAAGUCGCGGGCCCUGCUGCAGGCGGCGCGCACGACGAUUGCCAGGCUGGAGAAGGAUAAGCAUCUGCUAGAGACCAAAGUGGCGCGCGGAGGACCAACGAGUGCUCCGAACAAUCCCCUCAAGUGCUGUCGUACUCCUUCGUGUCCCAACCUGCAGCACGUGGGCGUGAACAAGUUCUCGUGUUCUCCGUCGGAGAGCCCCGAGACAUACACGGGGCCCAGUAGCGAGUGCAGUUCGCCAGCGCAUCAUCCCCAGCCGCAGGAUAACCACGACUUCUACGAUAGGAGCAAGUUGGACCUUAUCGAGGCGCUGAAGAACCGCAUUGAGCUGCAGCAGCGCAAGAUUAUUGCCAUGGAGCUGGAGGGCCGGGGUAGUAAUGCUCUCACCACAGAACUUGAGAAACUUCAGGAGCGGUUCCAGGGCGUAGAGGCUCAGAACAUACGGAUGGAGGCAAGGAAUCUCCAGUUGCAGCUGGAAUCGGAUCUUCUGCGGCAGAACGACAGCACCGAUAGACUGCAGAAACGUAUCAAACACUUGGAGGAUUACAUUAUCGCCCUCAAGGAGGAAAUGGCACGCAACGAGUCGAGGCGGGAGCUCUGCAAGUGCAGCGGCCUCAAGGUAAAUACCCAACAGGGCCAGUCGGCAGAGCACACGAUUCUCUCGCUGCGCAAUCUCGUGGAGAAACUGCGAUCUGAGAAUAAGUUCCUCAAAGACGGGAGGCGCUCGAGCGAGUCACGCAGCUCAGUAGACUCUUCGGCCACACCUUCAGACGUGGCCCAGUGGCAACAGCAGCAUGCGGAGUCUAUGCAGAAGAUUUCUGGUCUGCAGCAAGAGCUCCAGAAGCGGAGCAAGUGCAGCCAAUGCAGCGGAUGCAGUAAGGACGCCACCAACGGGGAACUGAAAUUCAUCAAGGAACAACUCACGAAGAAGACGGAGCUGUUGGAAAAGGCCAAAAUUCUGCUUACGCGCGCGGCUGCUAAGGAAAAGGUGCUGCGGGAACAGCUCGUAAUGUGGAAGCGCAAAUGCUCCGAGCUGGCGAAUGUGCCCGUCAUCGAUGAGAUUAGCGAAUAAUUAACGAUUAAGUUGAUGUUGUAAAUACAGCACAAAAUAAAACAUCCGAUAUU
This is a messenger RNA of Drosophila persimilis, 6115 nucleotides long. RefSeq names its product centrosomal protein of 290 kDa (gene Cep290). NCBI's taxonomy places the organism in Eukaryota, Metazoa, Arthropoda, Insecta, Diptera, Drosophilidae. The record is from RefSeq and is a predicted model, not a curated record. The coding region runs from base 90 to 6062 and encodes 1990 amino acids. The transcript is spliced from 14 exons.